UGUCAAACACCGGUACUGAACCCGGUAACUGGACGGUGCUCUUUUUAUGUUUUUCCCAUGUUAUCCGAAAAACAACCAAAGACAAAGUGAACGAAAUACAAGCUCUUUGGGUCGCUCUGGUUGCGUUUCAUUCGAGAAUUCAAAGCAUCAAUGGCACACCUGCUGCCACUUCGCGUAUUCCUUUCUUCACAGACACAGGAAACUCCCUCCAAGCCAUUGAAACUUUCCAAGAGAAGUAACAAUCAUAAAACAUCCAUUUCAACUGCUAAAAAAGGUCUUCUCAGUCCCUCGCACAAAAUGCACAAGUUGAAUUUGGAGGUUUCUCCCCAUAGAGCUGUAUCUGCUGUGAGAUUGAUGAGAAUUGAGUUUGGUGGUGCAUUUGCUGACCUUUUAAAUGAGAAAGGAAAGGGUUCUGGAGAUAAUGAGAUGGGAUAUGUGGAAAGAACUCUUGGUUUCCGUACCCGUGAUUUAGAUGAUCGAGAUCUUAGAUUGGUUACAGAUAUCGUUGGUGGUACCAUUCGCUGGAGGAGAUAUCUUGACCAUUUAAUUGGAUCCCUAUGUCAUGAUGAAAGUAUGUUUAGAAGCAUGGAACCACUUCUGUUACAGAUUCUCCGAAUCGGUUUCUAUGAGAUUGUCAAGCUUAAUAUGCCACCAUAUGCUGUUGUAGAUGAGAAUGUAAAACUUGCAAAGGUUGCUCUUCGACCUGGUGCUGGUAACAUGGUCAAUGGGAUUCUCCGGAAGUUAGUUUUGGUUAAGGAAAAUAACUCCCUUCCUCUACCCAAAUUGGAAGGUGAUAGUCGUGCACAAGCACGUGCUCUUGCUACUCUAUAUUCUCAUCCUGUUUGGAUGGUAAGACGAUGGACAAAGUAUCUUGGACAAGAAGAGGCAAUUCAGCUAAUGAUGUGGAACAAUAGUGAUCCCAGUUUUAGCUUAAGGGCAAAUGCUGCAAAGGGAAUUACUAGAGAUGAUCUAGUGAUGCAGCUUAAUUCCUUGAAGGUCCCGCAUGAGGUUUCUUUGCAUUUGGAUGAUUUUGUCCGUGUAAAAAUUGGUUUGCAGAAUGUCAUACGAGCAGGGUUGCUGAAAGAAGGUCUCUGUUCUGUCCAGGAUGAAAGUGCAGGUCUUGCAGUUUCUGUUGUAGAUCCUCAACCUGGCGAGGACAUUAUCGACUGUUGUGCUGCUCCUGGAGGAAAGACUCUUUACAUGGCAUCUCGUUUGAGGGGCAAAGGCAAAGUGCAUGCAAUUGACAUAAACAAAGGCCGUUUGAGAAUUCUUAAAGAGACAGCCAAGUUGCAAAAAGUUGAUGGUGUUGUUGACACAAUCCAUGCCGAUCUUCGUACUUUUGCUGAAAGUAGUCCAAUGAAAUCUGGUAAAGUUUUGUUGGAUGCCCCUUGUUCUGGACUCGGUGUUCUCUCCAAGAGAUCAGAUUUGCGUUGGAAUAGAAGAUUAGAAGAUAUGGAACAACUUAAGAAUCUGCAGGAUGAACUCCUUGAUGCAGCAUCCACAUUGGUGAGCUCAGGAGGGGUAUUAAUAUACAGUACUUGCUCCAUUGACCCUGAAGAGAACAAAGACAGGGUGGAAGCUUUUCUUGUCAGGCAUCCUGAAUUCAGAAUAGAUCCUGUGAAUAGAUAUGUGCCAUCUGAUUUUGUUACAAAACAAGGCUUCUAUUUCUCUGAUCCUGUAAAGCAUUCCCUAGAUGGAGCCUUUGCAGCUCGUCUUGUUCGGACUUUGUGAAGAAAUUUAAGUGCGAAACAACCCUUGAUGGUCUACACAAUGAGUUCAUUGCACGAAAAAUGUUCUCUGUAACACCAAGCCACCGUAGUGAAGAGCUCAUCUUUACAAGGUACUCAGAUGGAUAAGGAUUUUAAUAAUGCUCCAGCAUUAUUUACAGGAGGCCAUUAAGAAGAUGAUACCUAUGCAUUGACUUGAUAUCGUGCUUCAACAUACAAGUUACCAGACAAACUAAUGGUUGUUGUCUGGUGAUGACAAGGAGAGCUGCUUGAAGAACAUGUUCAUGAAAUGUCAAAGCUGAAUGUAAGUAGCUUGAUUAAAACAAGCAUUGGCCUACUUAUGAUCAGAGUAUUCCUGGUGUCAGCUAGAUACAAUAUAAUAAUAUUUUUCAUUCUUGCAAAUGCAUAAUGAGUUGCUGGGAAGUGAUUAUUCGGUACCAAUAUGAUAAUAUCUACUUUUUUGCAAAUGUAUUAAGAGUUGCUUCUUUCUUUCA
Molecule: messenger RNA, 2221 nt
Organism: Gossypium raimondii (Peruvian cotton)
Lineage: Eukaryota; Viridiplantae; Streptophyta; Magnoliopsida; Malvales; Malvaceae
Exons: 17
Coding region: 151-1731 (526 amino acids)
Biological process (GO): regulation of DNA-templated transcription; RNA methylation
Molecular function (GO): methyltransferase activity; RNA binding
Source: RefSeq, a predicted model, not a curated record